Eublepharis macularius is the source of this 1289-nucleotide messenger RNA. RefSeq names its product SUMO peptidase family member, NEDD8 specific (gene SENP8). Bases 120 to 755 code for a protein of 211 amino acids. Gene Ontology annotation, biological process: proteolysis. The transcript is spliced from 2 exons. Gene Ontology annotation, molecular function: cysteine-type peptidase activity; deNEDDylase activity. The record is from RefSeq and is a predicted model, not a curated record. NCBI's taxonomy places the organism in Eukaryota, Metazoa, Chordata, Lepidosauria, Squamata, Eublepharidae.
UACGACUCGAGGGGGAGAGAAGGCGGCGCUUUACGGCGGUGCUUAGCAACCGAAGGAGAAUGAGGUGGGCGCGACAGGCGUCAGCCUCUCCCUGGCCCCUGUGAUUGCACCUGCCUAAAAUGGACCCCGUUGUCCUUAGUUACAUGGACAGUUUGCUAAGACAAUCGGAUGUGUCGUUACUGGACCCGCCCUGCUGGCUUAAUGACCACGUCAUCGGGUUCGCCUUUGAGUACUUUGCCAGCGACCAGUUCCGAGACUUCUCUGACCAAGUGUGCUUCAUUGGUCCCGAGGUGGCCCAGUUCAUCAAGUGCGCUACCAGCCAGGAGGAAAUGGGCAUCUUCUUGGAGCCACUGAACCUCCCCCUGAAGAAAGUUGUGUUCCUGGCCGUCAAUGACAACUCCAGUCAAGCUGCAGGGGGCACCCACUGGAGCCUUCUCGUUUACUUCCGGGACAAGAACUGCUUUGCUCACUAUGAUUCCCAUACGAGGAGCAAUUCUGUCCAUGCCAAACGGGUAGCGGGGAAGCUGGAAGCCUUUCUUGGCAAGAGAGGCAACGUUUCUUUUGUAGAGGAGAAGGCUCCUGCUCAGCAGAACAGCUAUGACUGUGGGAUGUAUGUCAUCUGUAACACAGAGGCGUUGUGUCGGGCAUACUUCCAGGCGCAGCAAGAGCCAAUCUUGCAGAUCCUGACUCCCUCCUAUAUAACACAGAAGAGGGAAGAAUGGAAGGAUCUCAUUGCUAAGCUGUCUCGGAAGUGACUUGCCCUUCUCCAACCGUUGCCUCCCUGCCCUGACCCUGCAGAGAGAAUAUCUUUGCCUUUGUAUUUCUGCUCUGCCUCACUUGGCUGCUGGGCAAAGUCAUAGGAAACUUAAACGUCCUCUUCUCUCAGGUGGGCAGUUGUAGCUGGGGUCAUUUUAAAAAAAUUCCCCGUAGCCAGAAGAUUUUCUGCAACAUGUAAUUCUCUAUAUGCCUGUGCAAUCCGUUUCAGUGGAUUCAGAAACAUAUUUCAGCUUAUUUUGAAUGGUGGGCAGGUUUCAGCAGCCCUCUUCCGAAAUCACGCCUGAACGUCUGGAAGUGAGAUAAAGUGAUACAAAUGCUAUAACAGCAGAACAACAAUUAUCAUUAUUGCUUUUAUUCCUCCCUGGGGAAGGAUUAGAGAAGGGGGCUUCUUGGUUGUAUAUAGUGCUUUGGCUACCUUGCAGAAACAGUACGGGGCAUGGGAGGAGCGACACAGCAGAACUUCAAUAAAUGUAAGAGUUGACAGCCAAGAUAAAGUUGCUUUUUGUUCAGUU